This is a messenger RNA of Penicillium waksmanii, 1188 nucleotides long. Its product is annotated as Zn(II)2Cys6 transcription factor domain-containing protein. The transcript has 2 exons. Gene Ontology annotation, biological process: regulation of transcription by RNA polymerase II. The coding region runs from base 1 to 1188 and encodes 395 amino acids. NCBI's taxonomy places the organism in Eukaryota, Fungi, Ascomycota, Eurotiomycetes, Eurotiales, Aspergillaceae. Gene Ontology annotation, molecular function: DNA-binding transcription activator activity, RNA polymerase II-specific; zinc ion binding. The record is from RefSeq and is a predicted model, not a curated record.
AUGAAAUGGUCCGCCGAACACAUAAGAAGUCCCGCGAGAGGAUGUGUGGAAUGCAAGCGUCGUCAUAUUAAGUGCGAUGAGAAUAAACCAGUCUGUUCGAACUGCAUAAGCUCAGAACGAAGCUGUGAUUUCGCGUCCCCUAUUCUCAUAGCGAGGCCACGGCAUUCCUCUCGUUCUUCCAGCCGAAUCUCGAGGGAGUCACUUCUACCCGAUGAUGUGCAUGGCUCACAGGAAUCAAGUCAAAGUCCUCGGGACCGACAGCAAUACCCUCAAGAGGAAGCAAAAACUUCCCCGGUUGAUAUGGAACACGUGAGACUGUUCUACCAUCUAUGCACUGAAACGUUUGAUUCACUGCACGCCGAAAUUGAUGCUCCUGGCGUUUCGUUCCAAGAUGCGUUCAAAGAGGUGUUGAACGCACCGUACGUCUUGAAUGAGCUGUUGGCCCUAGCUGCCUUGCAUCUGAGUACUUUGAACUCCGACCAGAAGAACAUUUACCACCGCCAGGCGACAGAGCUACAGACGCACGCUUUGUCAAUAUUCAACCAGAUGGCACCGGAGGUUAAUGCGGACACAUGCGUGCCACUGAUGCUUUUUUCGUCGAUUCUUGGAAUGCAUGAGAUGUGCGAGACAUUAUUUUUCCGAGAAUCAACCUUUGAGCACUUCCUAGACAACUUUAUCCGUUCUCUAUGUUUGAAUCAGGGAGUUCGGGCAGUCACGGGCAGUUCAUGGGGCUUUUUGAAAGAAAGUAUUCUGGGGCCGAUGUGUAAGCAAGGAGAAAAGGCCAUGACGCCCUGUGGAACUGCUUCAGGGAAAACUUGCUCGCGGCUUCUGGAACUCAUUACGACGGCAAAUCUUGACCAAGAAAAUAAGAAUAGCUGUGAGCAAGCCAUUUUAGCCUUACAGUCUGUCCUCGACGAGUCCGAUCGGGAUGUCCCCUGGAGACCCAACGUCACUGCCAUCCGGGCUUGGCCAGUCAUGGUAUGCAAAGGUUACAUUGAUCUUUUGAGAAUGAGAGAGCCGCAUGGGUUAGUGGUUUUGGCUCAUUAUGGUGCGCUGAUACAUUUACGGCGCGAUUUAUGGAUAUGUGGAGAUGGAGGGCAAUUCCUGGUAAGGUCAAUCUGUGAUCACUUGGGCAAUGAAUGGUCAGACUGGCUACGCUGGCCAAUCGAAGUCACAUCUGGUGAAUGA